This is a messenger RNA of Henningerozyma blattae CBS 6284, 1521 nucleotides long. RefSeq names its product tetrahydrofolate synthase (gene MET7). Gene Ontology annotation, biological process: tetrahydrofolylpolyglutamate biosynthetic process. Bases 1 to 1521 code for a protein of 506 amino acids. Lineage: Eukaryota; Fungi; Ascomycota; Saccharomycetes; Saccharomycetales; Saccharomycetaceae. Gene Ontology annotation, molecular function: ATP binding; tetrahydrofolylpolyglutamate synthase activity. Gene Ontology annotation, cellular component: cytoplasm; mitochondrion; cytosol. The record is from RefSeq and is a predicted model, not a curated record. The transcript has a single exon.
AUGAGAAUAUCUUUAAAGCUAGCCAUGCAACCAAGGACAUACCAAGAUGCUUUAGCGGCUUUGAAUUCUUUACAGACUAAUUAUGCAGCCAUAAAGGCUGUCAAAGAUUCUGGUAAUAAAAAUAAUCAAAUGGCGCUUCUUGAUAUGAAAGAAUGGCCGAGAAGAAUUGGGUAUUCUGUUUCGGAUUUCAAUAGAUUGAAUGUGGUUCAUAUUACAGGUACAAAAGGGAAGGGUUCUACUGCUGCCUUUACUUCGUCGAUCUUGGGUCAAUAUAAGGAUCAAUUACCCAAAGUUGGGUUGUAUACGUCACCUCAUUUAAAAUCUGUAAGGGAACGAAUUAGAAUUAAUGGUUCUCCAAUCUCUGAAGAAUUGUUUACCAAAUAUUUUUUCCAAGUUUGGAAUAGAUUAGAUGAUUCAACUUCCACCUUGAAUGAAUUUCCUCAUAUGCUACCUGGUACUAAACCUGCAUAUUUCAAAUUCUUAACAUUAUUAUCAUUCCAUGUCUUUAUGCAAGAAAAUUGUAAUUGUUGUAUUUAUGAAGUCGGAGUUGGGGGUGAAUUGGAUAGUACAAAUAUUAUAGAAAAACCUGUGGCUUGUGGGAUUUCUUUAAUUGGUAUAGAUCAUACUUUUAUCUUGGGUAAUACAAUUGAAGAAAUUAGUUGGAAUAAAGGUGGGAUUUUAAAACCUUCAGUUCCUGGGUUUACCGUGGAAAACCAAUCACCUGAAUCUAUUAAAGUCUUGAAAGAAAGAGCUGCCGAGAAAAACACUACGAUUGACCAAAUUCCAAAUUUUAAUAUUAUAAAGAAGAUAAAGUUAGGUAUUGCUGGAGAUUUCCAACUUUCUAAUGCUUCAUUAGCUACUGCUUUAGCGUCUCAAGCAUUAAAUUCAUUAAAAAUCAUUGAUAACCCAAUUGAUUAUAAAGAUUCCAAUGCUGAACUUCCAAAUAAAUUCUUAAUUGGAUUAGAAAAUACAAAUUGGCCUGGCCGUUGCCAAACUUUAUUGGAAGGUAAUAAAAAAUGGUAUAUUGAUGGGGCUCAUACAAAGGAUAGCAUGGUAGCUGCAUCUACUUGGUUUAAAAAAACUAUCUUAAAUGAACCUAUUUUAAAGGAUUCCAAAAAAAUAUUAUUAUUUAACCAACAGAGUAGAGAUGCAAAUGCAUUAAUAGACCAUUUGAUUGAAACUAUUACUCCAGAUAUUCAUUUCGAUGAUGUUAUUUUCACUACUAAUGUCACAUGGAAGUCUGGAAAUUAUAGUGCAGAUUUAGUUUCAUUAAAUACAUCCAAGGAAAGUGUCGAUAAAUUGGAAGUUCAAAAGUCCUUGGCAAAACAUUGGAAAAAUCUUUCUCCUUCAACUAAUACAAAUUCUACGAAUAUACAUGUAACACAUAGUAUUCAAGAUGCAUAUGAAAUAAUAGAAAAAUUGAGUUCCAAACCUGUUUCUAUUUUCGUAACUGGUUCUUUACAUCUUGCUGGUGGACUAUUGGUGGUUUUAGAAGAUUCUCCAAACAAUACUCAAGAAUAG